AUGUUGUUAGAUUUAUCAAAUAAUAAUUUGAAAAGUUUAGAGGACUGUGAUAUUAUCUUAGAAAAGUUGAUUGAGUUAAAUUUGGAUUACCCAAGUAUAACCUAUUUAAACGUUUCUCAUAAUAAUAUAAAAUCGAUAAAAGGAUUAAGAGCUUUUGAAAAUUUAAGAGUUUUGAAUAUAUCCCAUAAUGAAGUGAUAUCCUUAGAUGAUGACUAUAUUCCAUGUUGUACGGAAAAAAUUAUAGCUGACCAUAAUUUAUUAACAGAUAUAUGUUUUAAGGGAAUUGAAAAGGUAGAGGAAGAAUAUGAUGAAGAGAUUUGUGAGGAAAAUAAUUCGUAUGAAAAAUAUAAUUACGAGAAUGUAUAUAAAGGUAAUGAUGAUGAUAAUGAUGAUGAUAAUGAUGAUGAUAAUGAUGAUGAUAAUGAUGAUGAUAAUGAUGAUGAUAAUGAUAAUAAUGAUGAUGAUGAUGAUGACAUAAAUUGUAAUAAUAAUUUUUAUUGUGAUGAAGAUGAUAAUAUUUUGUGUGGGAAGGAUAUUAUAAAAAAUAAGACAAAGAAUUAUAAAAAUAAGGAUAUAAAGAAUAAGAAGAAUAAUUAUCACAUUGAACACGAGAAGAGGAAUCAGCAUAAUAAUAAUCAUGAGAAGAAAAAAGUUACAAGAAAUAGAUCUAUAUAUGACUCUUUUAAUACUAAUAUAUUAAAUGAGAAGAAUAUGUACACAAAUAAGAACUUACCCUUAAAUAAAUUAAUUUAUCUUGAUGUUAGUUAUAAUAAUAUAAAAAAAUUAACAACAUUUGAAAAAUAUUUACAUAUAAUAAAUAAAAAUAAAAGAGAAAAAAAUGAUUCAUGUUCUGAUGAUGCUUAUAUGAAUAAUUUUAUUUCUAAUAAAACAGAACAAGAUGUUAUGAUUUUAUUUUUUAAUUCUUUAGAAACUUUACAUUUAAGAGGUAACCAAUUAACUAAUCUCAAAGGUCUAAGCGUUUUCAAAAAUUUAAAAGUUCUUGAUUUACGUUCCAAUUUUAUUAAUCAUCCUGUACAAUUAUUUUAUAUUUUAGAUAAUAAAAACUGGCUUAAGAAAUAUCAGAAAAAUAAAAUGGAAAGGAAAGAUACCAAUUAUUAUUCUUAUUUUGUUUAUAUCUUAAAAAAAUAUAAAAAUUUUAAAAACCUACAGAAUCUAUUUCUUCAAGGAAAUAAUAAAGUUCUCAAACCAAAAUAUUUAUUUAUGAGUGUAUAUAAUGUUUUGAAAAAUAUUAACGUUAAAAGGAAGUUAAGCACUGAUGUUAUCACGGAUAACCUCUCCUUAGACGUAUCCAAAAAAAAAAAAAAAAAAAAGAAUUUUGUGCACAAUGGUGAGUCGGACGAUGAACGAAAUGAAGCUGGAGGGUAUGUGGAUUGUGAAGGGGAAAAUAAAAAGUACGAUGAAGUAGAGGAGGGGGAAGGAGAAGAAUACGAAGGAGAAGAUGAAAAUGAAGAUGAAGAUGAAAAUGAAGAUGAAGAUGAAGAUGAAAACGAAUACAAAUACAAAUACAAAUACGAAUACGAAUACGAAGACGAUAUGGAAAAUGAUAAAAAUGAAGAAGAAGAUUUUAUAAAGAAUGUUGAGGAAGAGCAUUCUAGUUUGAACCGAAAGAAUAAGAAAAAAGGAACCGAAUUAAAUAACCGUUUGGAAGAAAAGGAAAUAUUUGAUGAAAAAAUAAAAAAAGACAAAAUGGAUGAUCAUAAUAUUAACGAAUAUAAGGAUAAUAUAAAAAAUUGUCCUAACAAUAUAGAUGAAGAAGAAUCAUUUUACGAAGAUGAUAGUUCGAAUGAAUAUACUUAUAUAAUGGAAAAAAUGGGGAAAUCAUCUAACAAGAUUAAUAAAUUGGAAAACAAUAAAAAUACAAAUAAUUAUUUAAGUGACAUAACACAUGAAGAAAAAGAAGUUUAUGAUGAUACUUCUCAAGACAACGGAGAAUCGAAUAUAAAUAGGUCUUCGAAAUGUUCUCCCUUAUAUAGCGAAGAUGAUACAGAAAUUGAAAGUAACGAAGAAGAAGAAUAUGCACUGAUAAAGAAAAGGAAUAAUAAAGAAAAUGAAGAAAAAGGAUAUUAUGGUGAUAAUAAUAAUGAUGGUGAUAAUAAUGAUGGUGAUAAUAAUGAUGGUGAUAACAAUAAUGAUGGUGAUAACAACAAUGAUGAUGAUAAUAAUGAUGGUGAUAACAAUAAUGAUGGUGAUAAUAAUGAUGGUGAUAAUAAUGAUGGUGAUAACAAUAAUGAUGAUGAUAAUAAUGAUGGUAAUUAUUAUGGUGAAGGAAAAAAGGUUAAAGAGAAAGAUAAAAGUUUAUCUAUAAAAGACACGUUUAAUAAUAAAAAUUUAUAUUCUUGUAAAACAAGGGAAAAAAAAUUUUUAUAUUCAACUUAUGAUGAUGAAGAUGAAAAAAAAAUCGAUGAUCUCAUUAAACAUAUUAGUUAUAGUGUAAGCAGGAAUUCUUCAAAUAUUAUGUCGUCUCAAAAUUCAUGGAAAAAAAACGAAGAAUGUAUAAAAGUGAAAAGUUGUGAUAAUAAUAAAAGAGAAUUUGUCUGGGAUAAUGGACAAACAGAAGAAAAUCAGGUUCAAAAUAAAAAUAGAGAAAGAGAUAAUAUUAAGAAGAAAAAUUUGAAUACUAAAGAAGAGAAUUAUAUAUCUGAAGUAUCAAAUGGGUCAUAUGUAGAAAAGGCAUAUAAUUGUAAAAAAAAUAUUUAUAAAUAUAAAAAAAGUGAUGAUAACAUAAACAAAUCUCUUUUGAAUAAAAAAAACAUUUUUCCAUUAUGUGAAAGACAUAACGAAGAAUACUUAAAUGAAAAAAUAAAUAAUAAGAAUACAAAUAAUAAUGUAAAUAUUAACCAUGAGAAUAAUAUUAUAUUAAAUACAAAAGAACGUUGUUCUUAUACAAAACAUUGUCAUAAGAAUGAUAGAGAGAAUAAUAAAAUAAAGAAAAAUAAAAUGGAGAUUACAAUGAAUUCAUUAGAUAAAAGGUAUAAACAAAAUGAAGGAAGAAACAUUUGCCUUCCAUCUGUUUUAAAAAAAAAUAAAAAGACUAAUGAUGUACUUAAAGAAAUAUUGUACAAAAAUAGAGACAUGGAUAAGUCAACUCUAACCAACUUUUCUUCUAUAGAGGAGAGUAAUAUGUUUGAUAGCGACUGUGAAGAAAUGAUGCUUACAUCGAAUAGUGACGAUAUAAAUAUUAAUAAAGAAAAGAUGAAUAUGGAUGAUUAUAAUAAAAUGAUAGGGACUAUAGAAAAAAUGAUCCAAUAUAAGAACAGUAAAGAAAAAGGUAUUAUCGAUGAUGGUGAUAUUUGUAUUUCUAAGCAGGAGAAUGCACAAGGUAUAUUUAAUGAAAAAAGGAAAAAGGAGCAACUAAAUAAGCAAGGCACAAAUGGAGUCAUGAAUGAAGACCCAAAUAAAGUUAUACAUGGAGUCAUGAAUGAAGACCCAAAUAAAGUUAUACAUGGAGUCAUGAAUGAAGACCCAAAUAAAGUUACACAUGGAGAUAAAGAUAAAUAUAAAAUUGAAGAUUCUCUAUACAAUGAUGAGGAAAAAAAAGAACUGUGCAAUAUUUUAAAUAUUUCUUAUAAAAAGAAUAAGACUAAUUAUUGUGAUGACAACAAUUUAAAGACAGAGAAAUGUAAUAUCCAAAGGAAUAUUAAAAACGAAAUGAAUAUAAGCAAUAGUAACAAAGAUAUGUGUAUAUACAAAAUUGAGGAAGGGAAAGAAAAUGUAACAUAUAAAUGUAAUCAUAAAAAUAAGUUACCAAUGUCGAACCCACAAAAUAGAAAGUUAUAUCAUGCUUGUUCAUCUUUUAAAUCAGAAUCUACAGAUGUAACAGAAAGAACAAUGAAUAUGGAUAAGAAGUUAAUAAUAAAAAAAAAUAUUUUAAAUAACGAUUCUUUAAAUAUAAAUAAUCUGAAAAAUAUAAAGGACUUAAUAAUAUCAAAGAAUAUGAUGAAUAUACAAGCUUAUCCUAUACAUAUUCAAAAUAAUAAGGAAACAAAAAAAUGGAAUAAAAAAGAAGAACAUGAUCAUAAUAUGUCUUCUAUGAUAAAGGAUACUUUGUUAGUAGAAAAAAAAAUACCUAAAAAUGAAGGGGUUAAUGAUUAUAUAAAUGAAAAAAAAAAUGAAAGUAUUAUAAAGAGAAAUAAUUUAUCACAAAGUAAUCAUAAAGUUACAUGUAUAAAAAAUAUACAAGAUGUGAAUAUAUUAAAAGAUACAGAAAAAUAUAAUGACAAAAAUAGUAUGCUAUGUAAUAAUUUGGCGUUAUAUUUAAAAGAUGCUUGUUUAAAUUUGGGUAAGGAAAAACAAUACACUAAUAAUUUAUUAGAAGAAAAAAAAAAGUUAGAAAAUGAAAUAAAAAUUAUGAACACACAAAAAGAUAUUUAUAAAAAGAAAAUCAAAAACUUAGAAAAAUUAUGUAUUGAGAAAAAUAAAAUUACAAAAAAAUAUAAAAAUAUGAAUAACACAUUAAAAUCUUUUGAACAUAUGAAAAUCGAAGUUCCUAAGGGCGACAUGCAUUCUCAAAAUGAAUAUAUAGAAAAUACAAUGGAGAAGUUAUAUAACGUAUUCUUUGAUGCUUUUGGAGAGGAGCAUAUAAUAACCAAAAUGAUUGAAAGUUUAGCUGAUGUUUAUAUUAAAAAGGAAAAAAAUACAGAAAUGAAAAUGAUAGAACACAAGAAGGAAUUGGAUUUGUUAAAAAACGUCGAGGAAAUUGUAAAAAAGAAAGAUCAAUAUUACAACGAAUUAUUAAAAAAAAAUGAAAUUAUAAAGAGUUUAAAUAUCAACCUAAAUAACAUAACCAAAAGCGUUGCUGAUAUGAAAAAGAGCAUAAUCGAAAAUGAAAACAAAUCAAGGGCGUUAUUAAUGGAGUUAUCAAAAAAAGACUCAAUUUUAAAAGAUAUGGAAAAAAAGAUCCUACUAAUGAAAGGAAAAGAAAAGGAAUUUGAAAUUGAAAGAACUAAAAUAAUGGAGCUCCUAAAAGAUAACGAUGGCAACGUGAAGAGCAUAAAAGAAUACAAAGACGAGGUUAAAGCACUCGAAGAAAAAUUAAAAAUCUAUAUAGAUAAAUCUAAAAAUAAAAUGAAUGACAAAAAUUAUGAGAAGAUGGUAGAUAAAUUACAUGAUGAACAAAUAAAAAUACACUCAUUAUUAACAGAAAAAGAAAAAAUUAUAAAUGAAAAAAAUAUUCAAAUUGAUCAUUUAGAAAAUCAAUUACAAUCAUGGGCAGAUGAAGCUACUAAUUGGGUUGUGAUGGCUGAUAAGCAUGCCAAACUUAUAACAAAACACAACAUAUUAAAGAAAAAUUAUGAAGAAUUGAAAUUAAAAUAUAUUAUGGAUAUGAAAUACAUCCAGUCAAAUAAAAAUGAAAAAGUUAAGGAACUCAUAAAAAGGUUUUCAUAA
This is a messenger RNA of Plasmodium reichenowi, 5406 nucleotides long. Its product is annotated as leucine-rich repeat protein. Gene Ontology annotation, molecular function: protein binding; cytoskeletal motor activity. Bases 1 to 5406 code for a protein of 1801 amino acids. The record is from RefSeq and is a predicted model, not a curated record. The transcript is spliced from 8 exons. Gene Ontology annotation, cellular component: cytoplasm. Lineage: Eukaryota; Apicomplexa; Aconoidasida; Haemosporida; Plasmodiidae.